AUGUAUCCUACGCCUCAAGAAAAGGCUGCUGUAGAAGCAGCUGAAAAGCUCAUGGUGGAAACUAUGGCUAGAUACGACCCUUCUCACGACGCGUUUCAUGUCGAACGCGUUCGAAAGACAGCAUUGUCAAUUGCACGCGCUUUACCUUCGCAAAAACCUGACCUCUUGGUCGUCGAAUUGGCUGCGCUCCUUCACGAUGUCCUGGACAAGAAAUACGUUUCUGCGGCCGAAGCAGCUGACCCUUACAAGUUCUUCUUACCUUUCUUUGAACAACUGGCUUCAGGGCUCGAUCUGGAUCUAUUAACUGAUGGCCGUGGACGUCAAAUUUCAAAAAUAGUGGAGAAUGUAUCUUGGACGACAGAAAAGAACUGCGCGAAAUGUCCUUUACAUGCGCCGCCUGGCAGUACAGCUAAUGAAAGUACAGCCAUUCAACAUUUCCAUGACAAGCUGUUACACAUCCAGGGUCGGCUGAAGACAGAACCUGGAAAAAGAAUGGGAACAAAAAGACAUCAAGUUAUACUGGAUUUCCUGGCCUCUAUUGAAGAAGAAUAUCAAACUGAUUAG
Molecule: messenger RNA, 564 nt
Organism: Serpula lacrymans var. lacrymans S7.9
Lineage: Eukaryota; Fungi; Basidiomycota; Agaricomycetes; Boletales; Serpulaceae
Exons: 5
Coding region: 1-564 (187 amino acids)
Source: RefSeq, a predicted model, not a curated record